UCUCACACUUCACAAGCUAGUAACACCAUUUGGUGAAAAUCUUUUGCUUCUCUCGAGAAAAAAACUUAAGAAAAAGAAAAAGAAAUUUGCCUUAUUUGUCUAAUCUGUUUCCCAUUUCUCCAGGGAUCAAGAUUCAGAUUUUCCUGUUUAAGUUGGCUGGGCCUACACAUAGUUUAAAGGCUGAUUAUUUAUUUUGGACAUCGUUUCCUUGAUAAGCUUUAGUUAUGAAUUCUCGUUCACAUCAGCGAGGGAAUAGCACGAGGAUAAAUGAUAUCGAAGAGCAGGCUCCCGAGGUUGGCAAAGUUGCAUUUCCAUGGGAUUGGAAUAUAAUAAUUAUAUUGGUGCGCAUGAUCGCAUUAUCACUGGAACCCUUGUUCUUGUAUGGUCUCAUGAUCAAUGAAUACAAGAAAUGCGUUGAGAUAGACAGAAAGUUGGGGAUCACAGCUAUAGUUUUGCGAUCUUUCCUUGAUAUCAGUUACCUAGUGCUGCGAUUUCAUACUGGGUUUUUAGGCAACCAAUUUCGGAAAUAUAGAAGAAAAUUAAAAAAUAAGUUACACGCAGAAAGAAAAGGAGCCGCGUCAAGACCAACGGAGACCAUGGCCUCCACUGACCCAAUCGACUCCUCCCACUCAACACCUGUUAAAGAUCUCAGAAAAUAUUUCUUGCAUCAACACCUUCUGUUUGACAUUUUAGUUUUUCUUCCCAUCCCACAGGUGGUAAUGUUAUGCAUACUCUUAGACGUGAGAGCCAUGAAAUCUUUAAAAACAUUACAGAUCUUAAACAUUUUUAUUUUCUUCCAAUAUUGGCCAAGAGUUUUUCAAAUUUACCUGCCAAGGAAGGAUAUGGGAUCAAAUCAUGAGAUUCUUGGUGAAAGGCGAUGUGUCCUAGGUCCACUGGAUUUCUUUCUAUACAUCAUUGCCGGCCAUGUAAGUUUGAUUGUGUAGAAAUUUCAUAUUCAU
Quercus robur (English oak) is the source of this 959-nucleotide messenger RNA. Its product is annotated as cyclic nucleotide-gated ion channel 1-like. NCBI's taxonomy places the organism in Eukaryota, Viridiplantae, Streptophyta, Magnoliopsida, Fagales, Fagaceae. The coding region runs from base 225 to 944 and encodes 239 amino acids. The transcript is spliced from 5 exons. The record is from RefSeq and is a predicted model, not a curated record.